Messenger RNA from Exophiala bonariae, 3612 nucleotides. RefSeq lists its product as uncharacterized. NCBI's taxonomy places the organism in Eukaryota, Fungi, Ascomycota, Eurotiomycetes, Chaetothyriales, Herpotrichiellaceae. Gene Ontology annotation, cellular component: membrane; endoplasmic reticulum. The record is from RefSeq and is a predicted model, not a curated record. The coding region runs from base 1 to 3612 and encodes 1203 amino acids. Gene Ontology annotation, molecular function: iron ion binding; protein binding; heme binding. The transcript has 4 exons. Gene Ontology annotation, biological process: fatty acid metabolic process; lipid biosynthetic process.
AUGGCCGAACUUCUUGGGCUGAUAGCAAGCUGCGUGAAUAUCGUUCAAGGCCUUGAUGCUAUCUGCACCGCAGCCAAAGAGAAUAUCCAUCUUGGAGAAAGCGCCCGAAAGGAGCUUGUUAUCCUCGUGGGCAAAAUAUCAUCCUACAGGGGUAUCAUCGCAGGGAUUCAGUUGCAAGCAGAGCUUGACAAAAUUGCUGGAUUUGAUCGACUUCUGGCUCUGAACCAUGUCAAUGGACCUUUGAAGGCGUGCGAGGAGGCGACAAUUCUCAUCAAUAAACGUAUUGCAGGUCUCUCCAAAAGAAUUCAUUUCGGUAAGAUUGUCGAUAAGGCGACUGCCAUAAGUCUACGAGCGUUUGAUGAUGCUCUGCCAGUGCUUCAGCUUGCCUUGCAUGCAGACCAACGGGUUAUAACGAUCGAGGUUGAGAAUUAUGUCCGGGCGAUUCACGAAGAUUUGUCGAUAGUAGUGUCAAAUACUGACGCUAUCCGAGAUGAGAUCACUGAAAUGAAGCAGUUGAUCGAGGGUCAACAGUUGAGCAACCUUAGUGAACUCGAAGCUUUCGAAUUGAAUGAAGUCAGACAAUGGUUGAGUAAAUGCGACCCAAAAAGCACCUAUGAGCAAUGUCUGAAUAAGAUCUCCGGCGAAUCUGGGAGAUGGUUUCUGGAGCGUGCUUUCGAUGAUUGGCUCGAGAAUGGCUCACGGGCCAAGUUGUUCUGGCUAAAGGGCAACAGCGGGCCAGGUGGCAAUACUCGAGCGAAGGUGUUGUGGCUAAUAGGCAACAGUGGCUCUGGGAAAACUACACUGCUCUCCGCGGCAAUACGGCACCUGAGAACCAAGAUACCGUGGGCAACAAGGCCGUUGUCGGCGUAUUUCUACUGCUCAUUUGCUGUGAAAGAGACUCAAAGCGCUUCGAACGUACUUGGUUCGCUGCUUUCUCAGCUUCUUGAACAAGUCCAAGGGGUUUCGGCAGCGAUUAAAGCAGCUCAUGCUUCCAGUCGACACCAGGAAUCUGGGUCGAAAGGUCCCAGCAUUGAGGAACUCGAAAAUCUUUUGACUCGAGGAUGUGCCUUGUCACAGAAGGAUAUACUCUUAUUUGUCGAUGCUCCAAACGAAAGCGACGAGGCAGAGGAGAUCCUAGAAAGUCUGCUUCGCGUGGCUAGAAAAUGUGCAAAUCUACGUUUAAUGAUUGCCAGCACCCCAGACCUGGAUCUGCAACAGAUGACUGGUACAACUCCGUUCAUCCAAGUUGAUAUGAAUUCUGGCAAUGUCAACCAGGACAUUUCUGCGUAUGUCGACCAACGUCUCAGCCAAGAAAAGCGAUUGCGCAAACUUCCGACCUUGGUGCAACAGAAUGUGCGGCUGGUGUUCUCAGAGAAUACGCAGGGGUCAUUUCGCUGGGCAGAAUGCCAGCUAACCGCACUGAUCGAGAACGCUCGUUCGAUUUCACAAAUCGAACGUGCUCUGCAAAGUGUAUCCCCAACCCUCGAGGGAUUGUACAUUGCGACGUUGGAUGCCGUUCCAUCGUCAGAUCGCCCGUUGCUAAGAGCUGCUCUACACUGGCUCAUGUUUGGCGAGCGACCACUCCGAAUUGAAGAAAUUGGCGAAGCCAUGGUUUUCAAAGGCAACGGUAGCUCAAUCCAACCAGAAGAUCGAUUGUUCCCGGAAAGUGCUGAAGAAAUCUUGAGAAGAUGUCCCAUGCUCAUUGAAUACAAUGCCUCCUCCAAGUAUGCGGCACUUGCUCAUUCGUCCGUCCAGCAAUUCUUGGCUUCUGAGCAAUGCCGCCUGAGUUCCGUUUGGGAGUUUCAUUUCGACCGAGUCGAGGAUCUUGGGGCAUUGGCCUGUCUUACGGUUGAUUAUCUGAACCAGCCUGUAUUUAGAUCUGGCUACUGCCUAGUCAAACAAGAUGCAAAUGUGCGCAUGAAAGAGUGGCCAUUGUUGAAAUAUGUGUCAUCAACAUGGCCAAGCUAUGCGACACAACUUCCCUCGGGUCAGUAUAAGCAGAGAAUGGAGAACGCCAUGAAAUCUCUGUUUGCGACUUUCACUCUGCCGAGAGGAGGCAACUUUGGAUCUUGGGUUCAGAUCCAUCUGCCAAGGCAUCUACACCACAAUCAAUGUCUUUCGCAUCCACUCUAUUACAUGGCACGCGCGGGCAUAGAUGAAGUCGUUGAAAUGAUUGUGGCUAUGGAAGGCAGAGGUGUUCUCGAGCUUCAGGGAGGCAGCCGCGAAUCCACACCACUACACGUUGCGUGUGCAUAUGGACGCACCAGCACAGUGAAGUUGUUGCUAGAACUUGGAUCUGAUCCUAAUGAGCGGAACGGGUCCGGAGAACGAGGACUAGCGUGGGCGAAGGUGCACAAAUAUUUUGAUAUCUACGAUCUCCUGCUCCAAUACGGAGCCAAGCCUCUGGGAGAAGAAUAUAGAAAGACUCUAGGCCGUACCCUUCCCACCCUCCUUCAGGCGGAGGUGGAAGCACACAAUACCAAAAAGUCAUGCUAUGUCACAAUCGGUGAGCGCGUCUUCGAUGUCACCGACUUUCUCGAAGACCACCCCGGUGGUCCUGAAUUCAUCCUGGAAUAUGGCGGCAAAGAUGUCAAGGCCAUAAUGGAAGACGAAGUCUCGCACUUCCACAGUGAAGCCGCGUACGAAAUUCUGGAAGAGAGUCUGAUCGCUUUCGUCACCACUGAUGCUGUGCUGAAGACCGCCACCAAGUCGACACACCCUGACGAAGUGGUACCAUUACCUGCGACCGCCAAUGGAAAUGCCCAGUUGAAAGAGCAAGGCGUAAAUACUGAGGAUCUCCCCUCUCGCGCGGUGUUCGAGACAACGGGCAUGUCCAGCGCAGAAGAUUUGUCUAAAGACACCGACUUGGGCGCAGACUGGAAGACACACAAGUUCCUCGAUCUCAACCGACCACUGUUUACACAGAUGCUGUUCAGCAAGUUCUCCAAAGAGUUCUACCUCGAACAGGUUCACAGACCUCGACACUACCGUGGUGGCGAUUCGGCCCCUCUGUUCGGAAAUUUCUUGGAGCCCUUGAGCAUGACACCGUGGUACAUAAUUCCACUACUCUGGCUUCCACCCGUCACAUAUGGAUCCGUCAUUGGGUUCGCAAACCUUUCAUCUCCGUUCGUCGCUGCUUCAUACUGGCUACUUGGUCUCUUCCUGUGGACUCUAGUCGAAUAUCUCCUCCAUCGCUUCGUUUUCCACCUCGACUACUAUCUUCCGGAUCACCCGGUCUUCCUCACAUUGCACUUUCUCCUCCAUGGUAUCCAUCAUUAUCUGCCCAUGGAUAAAUACCGAUUAGUCAUGCCUCCGACGUUAUUCUUGAUACUGGCUACCCCAUUCUACAAGCUUGCACAUACCGUCUUUUGGUACGACUGGUAUGUCGCAGUGACAGUCUUCUCUGGAGGCAUCUUUGGAUAUAUCUGCUACGACUGCACUCACUACUGGUUGCAUCACCGUUCGUUGCCUUCAUACGUGCGCGAUCUCAAGAAAUAUCAUCUGGCUCACCAUUACCAGAACUUUGAGCUUGGUUUCGGAGUCACCUCCAAAUUCUGGGAUUAUGUCUGGGGCACCCAGCUCGAGUACGCAAAGCCAAUCAAGUCGUCCUAG